Molecule: messenger RNA, 1373 nt
Organism: Daldinia loculata
Lineage: Eukaryota; Fungi; Ascomycota; Sordariomycetes; Xylariales; Hypoxylaceae
Exons: 3
Coding region: 288-1139 (283 amino acids)
Source: RefSeq, a predicted model, not a curated record
UGCGACGCGGGUCGAAGCGCGCGCGCGAAUCUACGAGACCCUCAUUACAUUUAUAUCAACCAAGAUCCCAACGGCCAAAAUUACUAGAUUUAACAAUUCGUGCCAACUUCGUGACAACUUCGCGUCUAUGGUUGAUCUUUAUUAUCCUUUCCAUUCUAGCAAAGAUUCAACGGUUUUUUUUUUGUUAAUAUUUAACGGUAUUUACUAUUACACUCUUACUAUUACAAAUUACAGAAUACCGGCAUCCCACCAUCGCAGCUUCAAAUACUUAUCAAAUCUUAUGCUCUAUGCACAAGAUGGAUUCCUCGCCGAGCAAGAGACGCGUCUUGGGUUCUAUCGAUGCUAAUGCUAGAAGCCCAGUUUCUGCUUCAAAGCUCCAAGAAUCUAAAAUUUUGGCACUCUCACCCACCCCGAGCACAAUGAACAGUGCCGUUAAGAGGCCUCUCGAUCAUGAAGCCGUGAGCCAGCAUCAACAGCAUCAACAGCAUCCACCUACACCACCGACCAAGAAGCAACGCCUCUCUGUUGGAGAAGAGGAAGUUGAACGUAUUAUGCCUAUAGAUGAGGAACACCGUCCUGAAAGGGACUCUCGAGAAGAAGCAGAAGAAGCUGAACGUCAGCAAUCUAAACCGUUAGAAGAAGAGUCAUUGCUCCUAGACAACUCCGUCAUCGACAUGACUCUGGAAAUAGCAGUAACAGAGCGGGACAUAGAAGUUAUUGCGCCAGCCCCACCAACCCCGCCGGCGCCGGCUCGAAGACGAUCAACUAUGACUCGGGAGGAAGCUCGACAGAAAGCAGAGAUGUUGCGACUAAGACUCGGCCUGGCUAGUUACAAGGUGCGCACCGGACAGACGGACGUGUCCCUAGAACAACUCGAGGCCAAGUCGUUAUUAAAAUCUCGACGGCCCGAGGAGCCCUCCUUACCCCCGCUGUCGCGAAUUACGCACGCAGGAGAGGAACAUGACAAAGACGGAGAAGACCGCGGGGAUAAAGUACCAUCCUCGGGGCGAAAGGCAUUGCCGACUGCGCGGCCUCUUAGUCGGGGGAGCAGUUUCGACAAGGGCCAUCUGGGAACGGAGAAGAGACAAUUACCUGGAUUGCCGAUACCGUGGCCGGGUUCGCGAAGAGCGUCGCGAUAGGGCUUGGGUAGAGAGGUUUCAUGGGUUUUAGAGGGUUUAAGGGGGUUGUGCUGGCGACGGCAAUUCCUAAGACGGGAGGUUAGGCGGGUUAAGGGGGGGUAGGUAUUUCACGCGUCUGCGUUUAGGAGGUAUCAUGAAAUACUCUUAAUGGCUCUCUACUUUUCAAUAUAGCCUAGAUGUUAGCUAAUCAAAAAGCAUCAGUGGCUUAAAUGUCAAACACUAUUCACGUAUAAA